This is a messenger RNA of Leptosia nina, 1788 nucleotides long. The record is from the annotation of a GenBank genome assembly. Lineage: Eukaryota; Metazoa; Arthropoda; Insecta; Lepidoptera; Pieridae.
AUGCCUGAAAUCAAAAUAACCCCCCUGGGAGCUGGCCAGGAUGUCGGAAGAAGCUGCAUCUUACUUUCAAUGGGUGGUAAGAACAUUAUGUUGGAUUGCGGUAUGCAUAUGGGCUAUAAUGAUGAGCGACGAUUUCCAGACUUCUCUUAUAUAGUUCCUGAAGGUCCUAUUACCAGCCAAAUAGACUGCGUCAUCAUAUCUCACUUCCAUCUUGAUCAUUGCGGUGCACUACCCUAUAUGUCAGAAAUGGUUGGAUACACAGGCCCUAUUUACAUGACACAUCCAACUAAAGCCAUAGCUCCCAUUCUUCUUGAAGACAUGAGAAAAGUAGCUGUUGAAAGAAAAGGUGAAUCAAAUUUUUUCACAUCACAAAUGAUAAAAGAUUGUAUUAAGAAAGUCACAGCUGUUACACUACACCAGUCUGUGAUGGUAGAUAAUGAAUUGGAGAUAAAAGCAUACUAUGCCGGUCAUGUCCUUGGAGCUGCCAUGUUUUGGAUCAGAGUGGGUUCACAGUCAGUGGUCUAUACGGGUGAUUACAACAUGACCCCAGACCGUCAUUUAGGUGCUGCAUGGAUAGAUAAGUGUCGACCUGACCUCUUAAUAUCAGAGUCCACAUAUGCAACUACCAUAAGAGAUUCAAAACGUUGCCGUGAAAGAGAUUUCCUAAAAAAAGUUCAUGAAUGUGUUGAAAAAGGCGGUAAAGUACUGAUUCCCGUAUUUGCAUUAGGAAGAGCUCAAGAAUUAUGUAUUUUACUAGAAACAUACUGGGAACGAAUGAAUUUGAAAUAUCCAGUCUACUUUGCACUUGGAUUAACAGAAAAAGCUAAUAAUUAUUAUAAGAUGUUUAUAACAUGGACCAAUCAGAAGAUUAGGAAGACGUUUGUUCAACGAAACAUGUUUGACUUUAAACAUAUUAAACCAUUUGAUAAAUCUUACAUAGACAACCCAGGUGCAAUGGUAGUAUUUGCCACACCUGGCAUGUUGCAUGCGGGAUUGUCUCUUAACAUAUUUAAGAAAUGGGCGCCAUAUGAACAAAAUAUGUUAAUUAUGCCUGGUUUUUGUGUCCAAGGUACUGUGGGUCACAAAAUAUUAAAUGGAGCAAAGAAAGUUGAAUUUGAGAAUCGUCAAGUAGUUGAUGUUAAAAUGGCAGUUGAAUACAUGUCAUUUUCAGCUCACGCGGAUGCUAAAGGUAUUAUGCAACUGAUACAAUACUGUGAACCAAAGAAUGUACUACUUGUUCAUGGCGAAGCACAAAAGAUGGAGUUUUUAAAGGAUAAAAUUGAGAAAGAGUUCAGCAUCAGUUGUUAUAUGCCGGCUAAUGGUGAAACAGCUAUAAUUAACACACCCACAAAAAUACCAAUUGAUGUUUCUCUUAGGUUACUUAAAGCGGAAGCUGUUAGAUACAACGCGCAGCCACCAGAUCCAAAGAGACGUCGCGUCGUACAUGGAAUUCUAUGUGUCAAAGAUAAUAGACUAUCAUUCCUAGAUAUAGAUGAAGUUUGUGAAGAAAUUGGUAUAAAUAGGCAUGUUAUUCGUUUUACUAGUACAGUUCGGUUUGAUGACCCAGGCCCAGCAGUCAAAACGGCAGAGAAAUUAAAGGGUCUGUUGACUGAAAAAUUACAGGGUUGGUCAAUUACGAUAUCGGAUGGUAACAUAUCUGUAGAAUCUGUUCUUAUUAAAGUUGAAGGUGAAGAUGAAAGUACCAAAAAUAUUUAUGUGUCAUGGACAAAUCAAGAUGAAGACUUAGGGAGUUACAUUUUGGGAUUACUUCAGUCUAUGGUUCAAUAA